This is a messenger RNA of Perognathus longimembris pacificus (Pacific pocket mouse), 2932 nucleotides long. RefSeq names its product GTP binding protein 2 (gene Gtpbp2). Gene Ontology annotation, biological process: translational elongation. The transcript has 12 exons. The coding region runs from base 82 to 1893 and encodes 603 amino acids. Gene Ontology annotation, molecular function: GTPase activity; GTP binding; translation elongation factor activity. NCBI's taxonomy places the organism in Eukaryota, Metazoa, Chordata, Mammalia, Rodentia, Heteromyidae. The record is from RefSeq and is a predicted model, not a curated record.
UGGCCGAGGGCGGCGGCGGCGGCGGCGGCGGCGGGGGGGAGGGGCCGGGCGGGGGGCCGGCGGCGGCGGCGGCGGCGGCGGAUGGACUCGCGGGUAUCGGAGCUGUUCGGCGGCUGCUGCCGGCCCGGAGCGGGUCCGGCCAUGGGCGGGACCCUCAAAGCUAGGGCUGUCGGCGGCGGCGGCAGUGGCUGCGGGGGCCAGAAGGGGAAGAAGAAGAACGGAAGGAACCGAGGGGGCAAAGCCAACAACCCCCCGUACCUCCCCCCCGAGGCUGAAGAUGGAAACAUUGAAUAUAAACUGAAGCUGGUGAAUCCAUCCCAGUACCGCUUUGAGCACCUGGUGACCCAGAUGAAGUGGCGGCUCCAGGAGGGGCGUGGUGAGGCUGUCUACCAGAUUGGGGUGGAGGACAACGGGCUGCUGGUGGGCCUGGCUGAGGAGGAGAUGCGGGCCUCCCUCAAGACCCUGCACCGGAUGGCAGAGAAGGUUGGGGCGGACAUCACUGUUCUCCGGGAGCGAGAAGUGGAUUAUGACAGUGACCUUCCCCGGAAGAUCACCGAGGUGCUGGUGCGGAAGGUCCCUGACAACCAGCAGUUCCUAGACCUCCGUGUGGCUGUCUUGGGGAAUGUGGACUCAGGAAAGUCAACCCUGCUCGGGGUCCUGACCCAAGGAGAGCUGGACAAUGGGCGGGGCCGGGCUCGACUCAACCUUUUCCGCCACCUGCACGAGAUUCAGUCUGGCCGGACCUCCAGCAUCAGCUUCGAGAUCCUGGGCUUUAACAGCAAGGGAGAGGUGGUGAAUUACAGCGACUCACGGACGGCCGAAGAGAUCUGCGAGAGCAGCUCCAAGAUGAUCACCUUCAUCGACCUGGCGGGCCACCACAAGUACCUGCACACCACCAUCUUCGGCCUCACCUCCUACUGCCCAGACUGCGCCCUGCUCCUGGUCAGCGCUAACACGGGGAUCGCCGGCACCACAAGGGAACAUCUGGGGCUGGCACUGGCCCUGAAAGUGCCCUUCUUCAUCGUGGUCAGUAAAGUGGACCUCUGUGCCAAGACCACAGUGGAGAGGACAGUACGCCAGCUGGAGCGGGUCCUCAAGCAGCCUGGCUGCCACAAGGUCCCCAUGCUGGUCACGUCUGAGGACGACGCUGUCACUGCUGCCCAGCAGUUUGCCCAGUCACCCAACGUCACCCCUAUCUUCACCCUGUCCAGCGUGUCGGGGGAGAGUCUGGACCUUCUCAAAGUCUUCCUGAACAUCCUGCCCCCGCUCACCAACAGCAAAGAGCAGGAGGAGCUCAUGCAGCAGUUGACGGAAUUCCAGGUGGAUGAGAUCUACACGGUACCAGAAGUGGGGACUGUUGUUGGCGGGACGCUUUCCAGUGGGAUUUGCCGUGAGGGUGACCAGCUGGUGGUGGGCCCUACGGACGAUGGCCGCUUCCUGGAGCUGAAAGUAUGCAGCAUCCAGCGCAACCGCUCUGCCUGUCGAGUGCUGCGAGCCGGUCAGGCCGCCACACUGGCCCUGGGGGACUUUGACCGCGCGCUGCUUCGAAAGGGCAUGGUGAUGGUGAGCCCCGAGAUGAACCCCACCAUCUGCUCCGUGUUCGAGGCAGAGAUAGUCCUACUGUUCCACGCCACCACCUUCCGGCGGGGAUUCCAAGUGACAGUCCACGUGGGCAACGUUCGUCAGACAGCCGUGGUGGAAAAGAUCCACGCGAAGGACAAGCUGCGGACAGGGGAGAAGGCGGUGGUGCGUUUCCGCUUUCUGAAGCACCCCGAGUACCUGAAGGUGGGCGCCAAACUGCUGUUCCGGGAGGGCGUCACCAAGGGCAUCGGCCACGUCACCGACGUGCAAGCCAUCUCAGCGGGAGAAGCCCAGGCCAGCAUGGGCUUCUGAACCCUCCGAGCCCGACAGCGCUGUCGCUGUCGCCACAAUACACGAUGACUUCCGGCCACGCUGCCCGCUGUCGGCGGCUCUGUGUGUUCCUAGGCUAGGGAGAGGGCGCUCUCUGCCACUUGCUUCCCGACAGCUUUCGGGAGAGGCACGAAGCUCGGUGUGGCCCCGGGAGGGGCAGGACUGAGGGAAAGACACUUCAGGGCAACGAGCCCACCGGCCGGCCCAGCAACCCUGCAACCCUGCGGCUUGUCUACUGGAGGGAGCGGACUCCAGCCGCCCGGGCCCCAUCACCAGCGGGCGUGACCGGCCCGCCUGGUCCCCGCCCCUCAGGAAGUGUCACAACUGGGGUGGCCUCAGCAGCACUCCUUUUUCUAUACCUCUUCUCAAGGCCAUGUAAGUUGCCCAUCUCUACCUGACUGCACAAGAAACACGGCUCCUGGCCCCCUGGCGGCCCCCGAGCCCGAAGAACUUGAGGGAGGGGCAGUGAGUGGCAGUGUUCCCACCCUGUCGAGACCUAAGGCCAGCCCCUCGGCUUUGUUCCCCUUUUUCUCCCAAGGGCCGAGCCCCCAGCUCCUUUCACAGGCCCCACAGGUGCUACUUGUUGUGCUGGCCCCCGCGUGGGGCUGCCAAGCUAAAGCUUGCCACGCCAAAGGCCAGCUGCAUGGAAACCAGUGUCCCCUUCCCCUCUGCAGCCCCCUGGGGGCCUUCAUGCCGGGUCGGAUGGGACGCUUUGGCUGGGGGACCUGGCCCCUCACAGUUCUGCAGCCUUGCCCUCUUCGCCCCAUUUUCUGCUCUGACAUAAACGUUGUUUUAGUAAUUUGUAGUGCUCAUCCCCUUCCCUCUGAAGCAGGGAGCCAGGAGAGGGAAAGACGCUAGCGUAUUUCUUACUCUGAGGCAUGGACUCUCCUUUCCCUUUAUUAGCAUCCCGGGUUCCCGUAGGCUCAGGGAUUUGUUGGUUGAGAUUUCUCUGCAUAUAUAAAUGUACAUGUAUAUAUAUUUAAAAACAUAUAUAUUGUACAGAAUAAAAUGUUUUGUUGAA